Culex pipiens pallens (northern house mosquito) is the source of this 2023-nucleotide messenger RNA. RefSeq names its product facilitated trehalose transporter Tret1 (gene nebu). Gene Ontology annotation, molecular function: sugar transmembrane transporter activity. Gene Ontology annotation, cellular component: membrane. NCBI's taxonomy places the organism in Eukaryota, Metazoa, Arthropoda, Insecta, Diptera, Culicidae. The record is from RefSeq and is a predicted model, not a curated record. Gene Ontology annotation, biological process: transmembrane transport; carbohydrate transport. Bases 266 to 1732 code for a protein of 488 amino acids. The transcript has 3 exons.
AUAACCUGUGAGCCAAUCAACGCGCGCGCGCCUGUACCGUUAAGUGAUACGUCUCGUUGCGUUGGCGUUCGGCGCAAAUCACACACCGAGAUUACGCGCUCCACACAAAACUGUGCGUUGAGUUUGCGCCGGACGGCAGUACGCGUCGGGAUAUGGUUCUAGCCGGAUCGCCGCCACCAACUGGACACUGGAUACGGUCUUAGUGAAAGUGAUUAGCCUGGAUUAGCUGAAACGGCGGGUGAAUUAAGCAAUUACUCGUGACACGAUGAGUAGCUUCGUGGUGAACAACGUGGCCGGCGAGUCCGGCCGCAAGCUGCCCCAGUACAUCGCGGGGCUGGCCGCGUCCGGUGGUGCCCUCGCUGCCGGUACCUUCCUGGGGUGGACCUCGCCGGCGGAGAUUCCGCUGGUGCGUGACUCCGAGUACGGGUUCACCAUCACGACCGAGCAGUUCUCGUGGAUUGGUUCGAUGGCGAACCUGGGCGCGGCGCUGAUGUGCUUCCCCAUCGGGAUCAUGAUGAAGCUGAUUGGGCGCAAGUGGGCCAUGCUGUCGAUGGUGUUGCCGCUGGUGCUGGGCUGGGCCCUCAUCAUCUGGGCCAGCAAUGUGGCCAUGCUGAUGGUGGGCCGGUUCUUCCUCGGUAUCGGUGGUGGUGCGUUCUGUAUUGCGGCGCCGACCUACACCGCGGAGAUUGCCCAGUCGUCGAUCCGGGGAACGCUGGGAACGUUCUUCCAGCUGCUCGUAACCGUCGGUAUUCUGUUCGUGUACGGCGUGGGGGCGGCCGUGAACGUACAGGUGCUGAGCAUCAUUUGCGGCGUUAUUCCGAUUGCGUUCGGGUUGAUCUUCUUCUUCAUGCCGGAGAGUCCGCACUAUUUCGUCGAGAAGAACCGCUACGACGAUGCGUCCAAAUCGCUCAAGUGGCUGCGGGGCAGCCGCUACGACGAGCGGGCCGAAAUCGAGGAACUCAAGGCGGACGACGCCAAGAUGCGCGAGGAGAAGAUCACCUUCGUGCAGGGCUUCCAGCAAAAGUCCACCAUCCGGGCGCUGAUCAUCUCGCUGGGGCUGAUGUUCUUCCAGCAGCUGUCGGGCAUCAACGCGGUCAUUUUCUACACCAACUCGAUCUUCGAGUCCGCGAACACGGGACUCAACUCGACCGACGCCACGAUCAUCGUCGGAAGCAUCCAGGUCGCGGCCACCCUGCUGUCGACCUUCAUCGUGGACAAGGCCGGCCGCCGGAUGCUGCUCAUGGUGUCGGACUUUUUCAUGGCCGUGUCCACCAUCCUGCUGGCGGUUUACUUCCAGCUGAAGCAAUCGGAUCCGGCCAAGGUCGCCGACCUCGGCUGGCUUCCCAUCCUGGCCGUGUGCAUGUUCAUCGCCAUGUUCUCCAUCGGGUUCGGUCCGGUGCCGUGGCUGAUGGUCGGCGAACUGUUCGCGAACAACGUCAAGGCGUACGCCAGUCCGCUGGCCGGUGUGUUCAACUGGUUGCUCGCCUUCCUGGUGACGAAGAUCUUCGCCUCGCUCGUCGAUGCGCUCGGCAGUGCCGGCGUGUUCUGGCUCUUCUCCGGCUUUUCGCUGCUCGGAACCGUGUUUGUGUUCUUCAUCGUGCCCGAGACGAAGGGCAUCUCGCUGCAGGAGAUUCAACAGCUGUUGGGAGGGGAGAAGAACGCGAGCUCCGCACCGCCGGCCUCCGGGCUGAACAAUCCGGCGUUCGACGAGAACAAGACGGAGGCGCAGUAGAGUUAUGUUGCCAGGAGAAACGGUUUUUUGUUGUAAAUAACUUCAAGAUUGAGAAACGAAAAAAUAAUGCUGGGACAUUGUGUAAGUUAGGUAGCUGUUGCAAACAAUCCUCGUUGCACGACGAUUUUAGAAUUGACUACGAGAAAAGUGUGGAAACCAGAACUGACGUGUUUUAUAAUUAUUAUUAUGUAUUCUUAUUUAUUUAAGAACAAAGCUCGCAUUUUGCCACUGAUUUGUUGAAUCGACAUAUCAAGAUAGCGAAAAAAGCCUCUAAAGUGUUAAAAUAAAAGU